CAUGCAUUGUGUCAAGACAUUCAGGGAAAUAUAGCUACCGGUCAUAAAUAUGAAGUUCCUACCAUCAAUUAGACCUCGACUCGCCAGUCGCAUUCUGCACCAGCCAGCACGAAGGACGAUCGUCAAUCGAGUGCAUCUAUUGCCGUACACUUCCUUCGCCUCAGCCAAUCCAUUCAGUACACCAGCCUCCAGUAAACGUUUCACCUCCACCUCCACAGCAAAAGCAACAGCAGCAGGCCCUAAGCUCCCUCAGUCCCCAGCCAUGCAAAAAGAACAACACCCGCCCGCCAUGCCCCACACAACCCUGGCAAGCACCUCCCCCUCCACCCCAACGAUCCACGCCCUCUUCGAGCCCCAAACCAGCACCUGGCAAUACCUCGUCGCAGACCCCACCACCUCCACCGCCGCCAUCAUCGACCCCGUUCUGGACUACGACCCCACCACCCAGACCAUCAGCACCACCACCGCCGAUGCGUUGCUCGCCUUCAUCGCGCAGAAGGGCUACACCAUCUCGCACAUCCUGGAGACGCACAUCCACGCCGACCACCUCACCGCCGCCGCGUACCUGCAGUCCCAGCUACUCAAGUCGCAACCCAGCUCCUCAGCUGCACGGUCUAAAAUCCCCAUCUGCGCCGGCCACCGCAUCCAACACGUCCAAACCCUGUUCGCGCAGCGCUACAGCAUCCCGGAGGAAGAAUACCGCCGCACCGCAUUCGACAAACUCUUCCAGGACGACGAGCACUUCACGAUCGGGACCCUGGACGCCGUCGCGCUGCAUCUGCCGGGCCAUACCCCGGACCAUUUGGGGUAUAUGGUUGGUGGCAACAUCUUCGCCGGCGACUCCCUCUUCAACCCGGACAUCGGGACCGCACGAUGCGACUUCCCCGGCGGGUCGGCGGAGAGUCUGUGGGCCUCCGGGCGCCGCGUGCUGGGGAUGGCGCCAGAGACGAAAGUCUGGGCGGGACAUGAUUAUCCGCCGGCGGGGCGGGCGGGGGUGGUGGUGCCGUUUGGGACAGUGGAGCAGCAUCGGAGAUUCAACCAACAUUUGAAAGACGGGGUGGAAAGGGAGGAGUUUUUGCGGGUAAGGCGGGAGCGGGAUGCGGGGCUGGGGGAGCCCCGGCUGCUGCAUGCUGCGUUGCAGGUGAAUGUCCGCGGGGGAAGGUUGCCUGCGCCGGUGGAAGGCUCGCCAGGGUUGAGGAUGUUGAGGAUUCCGGUGAGGGGGGUGGGUGAGUGGUAGUGCAUCAGGAUAUUAGACAUAGCAUAGCAUUUUGAGUGUCAGAUUAGUGUAUUUUGCACAUAUUCAAUUUUCAAAUUCAGGC
Molecule: messenger RNA, 1319 nt
Organism: Aspergillus aculeatus ATCC 16872
Lineage: Eukaryota; Fungi; Ascomycota; Eurotiomycetes; Eurotiales; Aspergillaceae
Product: MBL fold metallo-hydrolase
Exons: 2
Coding region: 50-1237 (395 amino acids)
Biological process (GO): glutathione metabolic process; hydrogen sulfide metabolic process
Molecular function (GO): sulfur dioxygenase activity
Source: RefSeq, a predicted model, not a curated record